Messenger RNA from Dicentrarchus labrax (European seabass), 1883 nucleotides. RefSeq names its product timeless interacting protein (gene tipin). The record is from RefSeq and is a predicted model, not a curated record. Gene Ontology annotation, molecular function: DNA binding. The transcript has 8 exons. Gene Ontology annotation, cellular component: nucleus; replication fork protection complex. Gene Ontology annotation, biological process: DNA damage response; replication fork arrest; DNA replication checkpoint signaling. The coding region runs from base 95 to 1138 and encodes 347 amino acids. Lineage: Eukaryota; Metazoa; Chordata; Actinopteri; Moronidae.
AAAGCUUCGCCCCGGAAGUUGGUGUCGCUAGCUCUUGCGCUGCCGCUUCGCCGCCGGACAUCUGGUUUCUCCUUCUCUCCGGGAAUCACACACCAUGUUUGACCCGCUGGAAAAUGACCUGGAUGACAUUCCUGACGAAGGCUUGGAGGAUGAAGCUUUCCCUCCCCUCCCGCCACCUCACUCCCCGGGCCACGGAGGACGAGACGAGGGAGACCCUUUCGGGGAGGAAGACGGCGAUGCGUCCAAGCUGGCCGACGUCCCUGCUGCUAAAAGGAAAGGAGUGAAGAGGCCGCAGCCCAAGCUGGACUCUAACAGGCUGGUCUCAGAAAGAGGACUUCCAGCUCUGCGAACACUGUUUGAAAACGUCCAUUUCAAGGGCAAAGGACACGAGGCUGAAGACCUGCGGCUGCUGAUGAAGAAGAUGGAGAACUGGGCCCACAGGUUGUACCCCAAACUGCAGUUUGAAGACUUCGUUGACAGAGUGGAGAAGCUCGGCAGCAAGAAGGAAGUGCAGACCUGUCUCAAACGGAUUCGACUGGACAUGCCACUGACACAUGAGGACUAUAUGGGUAACGAUGGUGAAGAAGCGGCGGCUCCUGAAUCGCACAUCUUCGGGGAUCCGGAUCCGUUCAACAGCACGAGCUUCUCUAACGACCUGCCGAUCCACUCCACCCCGGCUCCGGCCGCCCCGCCUGCUCCCUCUCAAACCUCCCUCUCCCCGGCUGCCCCCUCCCCAGCUGCCCCCUCCCUGACUGAGGAGCAGCGUAGACGCAUGGAGCUGAACAGACAGCGCGCCCUGGAGAGGAAGCUCGCCCGCCAGCAGCAGCAAACAGAUCCCUCAGACUCUCAGACUGUUGACUCAACCACGACAGCGGAUGAACCCACGUCUGUCUCCUCUUCAAACGCCCUCAACAGCUCCAGAGAUCAGCAUGAGGAGGUGGAGGAUUUACACCUGGAGCCAGUCAGCAGCACACAGCAGCCCAGCCAGCUUCCACACAAAGACUCUGAGCCUCCUGCUGAGUCACCUGCUGAGUCACCUGCUGAGUCACCUGCUGAGUCACCUCAGCGUGAGAAAGAGGAAGAAACCAAACCCAGCGAGGUCCAUGAGCCCGGCGACGGGUGUGAGGACGGAGAAUGAACACUUUAUGCAGCAGUAAAUGGCGGAGUUUAGUUUGGUUUCACAGUUUCCAGUUAUUGUACCAGGUGUUACUUGUAAAUAUCCACAUGAACCUUCAGGCUAAAACACACCGGCGGCGCAGCGCGUCGUCUCCUGGAGCCGGUCGGCAGCCUCGUGGUAACAGCAGGUCUGCACUGAUGACCAAUACGCAGUGGCUGGUACACAUUUCCAACAGCAGGUGGUGUGGUCUUCUCUUUAAACGGGAUUUAAACUCGCCUGAGGAGCCAGCUGAUGUCAUUUGUGUCAUUACAGUUUAGAAUUUGAGGUGCGGCGAUGCUGGAAACAGGACAGUGGUGUGACGCGACGUCCCGUAUAGAAAUAAUAGGGGCGGCUGUUGUCGUCGGUGUGUUUUAGCCUUAAAUGUCAGAAAUGUCAGUGUUAUUAAACCCUUCCUACCUGCAGUUAACAGCACCGCGUUAUGUUCAUCAGUGGAGCGUGAAAGGUCGCUGCAGUAACAUUAAAACCUUUUGUUCUCUGAGGAAGUGUCUGUAAAACUGAUGUUUUAUCAUUGAUCCAUCAGGACAUAGUUAGUGACAAACCGUAAACAUUUCUGUAUAAAUGUUCUUUGUUUAAGGACACUCAGGUCGACAUUAACUACAGGUUAUAAACUGCUCUUUAACCCUCGUAUUCGUCUUCCCAUUUACUGUGCACCUGUUGUCCUCCUGUCUCUAGUUCGACUGUUUAUAAAGUAUAAAGUGUAAAAUGA